This is a messenger RNA of Geodia barretti, 885 nucleotides long. Lineage: Eukaryota; Metazoa; Porifera; Demospongiae; Tetractinellida; Geodiidae. The record is from the annotation of a GenBank genome assembly.
AUGAACGACGUACCACCGCACCAACGCAAUACAGGCAUGGUAUUUCAGAACUAUGCCCUGUGGCCCCACAUGUCCGUCGCCGAAAACAUUGAAUACGGACUAACGCUUCGGAAACUCGAAAAAACGGAACGAAACGAAAAAAUCACGAGCGCGCUUGAAAUGGUACAGAUGGAAGAUUUUCGGGACCGCGCCGUCAACACACUCUCUGGUGGACAACAGCAGCGUAUCGCCCUCGCCCGUGCCCUCGUUAUUGAACCGAGUGUCCUACUCCUCGACGAACCGAUUAGUAACCUUGAUGCCGCACUCCGACAGCAAAUGCGCGACGAAAUAAAGCAGAUCCACGACCGUACCAACAUUACAAUGUUCUACGUCACACACGAUCAGGUGGAUGCCCUCUCUAUGGCGGAUCGGAUGGCAAUUAUGCAGGACGGUGUCGUUAUCCAAGUCGGCACACCGCGUGAGAUAUAUAAGUGUCCAAAGAACGCUUUCGUUGCCAGCUUCGUCGGGGAAACCAAUUUUAUUUCAGGCAAGGUCGAGCAGGCAUCAAACGGUAGUGCCACUAUAGAAACACCCGCCGGAAUACUUCACUCCACAAGCGUUUAUCACGAACUAACACACGGGACACCUGUGCAGUGUUCAAUUCGACCAGAGGCACUUAUUGUUGACGACGGCCAGAAUGGCGGAAACCGUAUGGAAAAUAGGAUAACCGCGACAGUUGCUGCGGUCACCUAUUUGGGCGGGAUAGAGGAAUAUCAACUGAUGGUUUCCGCAGACAUUCCCCUUAAAGCCGUCCACUACAAUCCCAGCACAGAAACUAAAAAGCCCGGAGACACCGUGCAACUUACAAUAUCAGCAGAGGCAGUUAUCCCACUCCCAUGCGACUAA